Molecule: messenger RNA, 2514 nt
Organism: Myxozyma melibiosi
Lineage: Eukaryota; Fungi; Ascomycota; Lipomycetes; Lipomycetales; Lipomycetaceae
Exons: 6
Coding region: 1-2514 (837 amino acids)
Biological process (GO): regulation of ARF protein signal transduction
Molecular function (GO): guanyl-nucleotide exchange factor activity
Source: RefSeq, a predicted model, not a curated record
AUGUCUGCGUUCUCUGUUGGCCACCGCCGCCGUGAGCGCGGGUCGGCCGACGAGCACACCGACACCGACCGCGACCUCGACCGCGACCGGCUCCAGAAACGCGACCGCUCCCGCUCGUCCUCGCACUCGCUAUCGCUGCCCUUCUCCACCUCCUCGCGCUCGCGUUCGGUCGACUCCUCCGCCUCCUCCUUCCUCUCCCGCUUCCGUCGCUCGUCUGUCUCGACCGCCGGCUCGGACGGGCCUACGACCCCCACAGAGCCGCUCAUUCCUGUCCCGCCGCCCGUCAACGCGAAGAAGCAAGCCAAUCGCAGACGCGCGCGCACUCUCGAAACCAUUCCGCAGAACGCGGCCACCACCCACUCGCGUCCGCCUCGCAGCCUCCGUCCUCACCGUCAUUCGCACUCGGCUACUCGUUUGAAUAGCGAAGGGUCGCAUGGAUCAUCUACCUCUCUUCCGCACCGACUAAGCAGCUCGCGCAAUUCUGUCUUCUCCUUCCAACGUCGUAACGUGCAGGACCUCUCGCGCUCCAGGGUCACGUUCGAAGAACCCGACCAUCCGCUCCAUGAGACAGAUUCCACCACCUCUCUACGUUCGAGACCUGUGUCGCCGUCAAACGACUCAUUUCCGAACCUACCACCGCCGUCCGUACGCCUCAUUACGCCGGAUCUGCCUCCUCAAUCCUAUCGUCCGCGCUCGCUGAUGUCGUCGCUAUCCGAAUCUGAUAUCCAUGUGUCCACCACAGACGAUGAGAAUAGACACUCUAUCUCUGGACUCAUGUCUCCCGCAUCUGAUACCAUGAGCAGUGGAUACCGAUCACCGACGCGUCCGCUCUCACCGACCCCUUCGUCAUCUUCCUCAUCAUCGAAUCAGAAGAGCUUUGCAAAGCUGAGAAAGAAGGUUGCCUCUGCAUUCUUCAACCACUCGCCCGCGUUUCGAAGUUCGGCCUCGUCUCCAACCAAAGAAACGCCUUCUAUUACGUUCCCUGUCCAAAGCGCGUCGGAUCUGCACAUCAACGUGCCUGAUCUGCGGCAUCGUAGCUCCGGCACCUUGCAUCCCUCCUAUCUUGCCCGCUCGCUCUCAAAUGUUUCUCACUCAAGCCGGCUUUCCAACACAUCAGCAAAUAUGUCCCCGACAUCGAGUGUCCAGCGAACCCGUGCGCGCAGCCAGACUUUAAACUCACUCGAUAACGACCGACGCGCCAGUGUCCGACGUGACCUACCACAACUCAGCCAGAUCACUGGACUCGCAAACCUCUUCUCGCUAAAGCUGCGCACUGGAAGUGAGCCGAAUUUCGCCGAACUGAAAGCAAAGCCACAGCUCGCGUCCUCGACUUCGAUCGCGACCAUCCCCACAGGGCCUUCGUCUUCUCCAAAGCAUGGUAAUUCACCGCUACCGCAUAUUACUCUGCCUGAUCACGAGGACGAAAACGAGAGUCCUGCAGAGACGACUCGUCUUUUCACAAAAAAGUCCUGGAUGUGUUUUGAUUUUACUGAUGAGCCUAUCGAUAUGGCGCUACGGAAAUUUACAGUUACCAAAAGAAACACAGCAGAUCGAUCGCGUUCUCGACGCGUUCACUACUGUAAUCCUGAAAUCUUCUUUUCCAAGGACCAGGCGUACGUUAUCGCGUUCUCACUCAUGAUCCUCCACACCGAUGCAUUCAACAAAAGCAACCGGCACAAAAUGCAAAAGUCAGACUACGUUCGCAACACGCAGACCGAAGGUAUCUCCAAAGACAUCCUAGAGUGCUUCUAUGACAACAUCACAUAUACCCCGUUCGUGCACAUGGAGGAAGAAAUUGAUCUCGGCACGCCGGCGUCUGAGAAGACCUUAGAACGCCCGCCGCUGCAGAGGCACCGGAAGAGUUUGGUUGGUCUUGCGAAGCAAAGUAGGGAGCCUAUCGACCCCUACAGCUAUAUUGUUGAGAACCGACUCUCGGAAUUACGUCCUCCGGUCUCAGACGUUUUACGAAGCACCGAGAAUCCGUAUUCUUACUCUGGAACGCUCCACAGUUCAACGUCAAGUCCUCUACUUCAAAUCCUUCCACCGCGUUCGCGCCAGUCGUCUAUAAUGAUGGAGCCGAGUAUUCCUCGCGAACCUUCGCUCAGUUAUAUCAAGAUUGCAAAGAUUGGAAUUCUCACGAGCAUCGAGCGUAAGAGGCGGAGGAUGAUCAAAUCGAGCUGGAGAUCAUGGGGUCUUCCUCACGCUCUCGCACAUCUAUUUUUUCCGCGACGUGAAUUGGUGCGUGGAUUGAUGGAUCAGUUGAGGCUUUCACGCCGACGAGAUGCUCGACGCGGCUAUCAGAAACACCGCAGCUCGUUUGUGAUUGUCCGAGGAAGCGAGGAGGACUGGUUCAUGGCAGACUCGCCGGAUGAGAUGAACGACUGGAUCAUCAAGAUCAACUACGCGUCAGCAUUGAGUACUUCUGGUGCAAAACUGCAAGGCGUGGAGUUGAAAGAGAACGGCGACCCAUUGAUGCGGCAUCUUGUCGCAGUCUGCGUCCCGUACAAGAUCUAA